AUGCCGACAGCGAGAUCCGCCAGUUAUUCGGGGGAGCUGUUCGCGCUGAAGGCUAUUCUCGAGCAGAUGCAAGCAGACCAUAGCGAUGAAAAGGGAGUUCAAGCGGGGGCGUCGUCAUCGUCGUUUCAAGAUGCAUUGCUCAAGGCGAAUACCGUCCUGGAGGAGAUUCUGGAUGAUCUGCAGAGAAGGACGACGAGGCAGUCGCGGUUGGCGAAGUUAGGGUGGCCGAGUAAGAAGGGGGAUCUGGAGGGGAGUAUUGCCCAGUUGGAGAGGUUGAAGACGUAUUUUAUCUUGGUGAUUUUGAAUGAUCGAUCGUGCGUCCUAACAUCUCUGAUAUAUUGCCCAUGUCUCAUGAUUGAAGAGAAAACGAACGAGAAGACCAAGACUUGGAUAUGUGCCGUUGACUUUGGAUCGAUGCAUCGCAAGGCUCGAUCGCUCUGUCAGCCGGGGACUGGAGCUUGGUUUAUUCAAGGACCUCUCCGGUCGUGGAUUGCACCGGAGGGCAAGUGCCGAAUGCUGUCCCUAGAGGGGAAAUCGGGAUCAGGAAAGACUGUCCUAUGCUCGACGGCAAUUGAGGCUGUCAAAGAUGCUAUCGCCACGCGCACCUCCAGCCAGGUGAUAUACUACUACUGCUCAUUCCACUUGACUACCUCGCAGGAGCUGGUCUACCUGCUGGGAGCAUUGCUGGUGCAACUAUCAGAAAGCUACCCAGAAAUCCUCGACGAAUUGCAAGAGAGCUUCAAGAGACGUGCUAUCCCUCAGCCAGAUGAACUGGUUAGCCUGCUUCUGAAAUUCACGAAACCACUGUCGGAGCUGUUCAUCGUCGUGGAUGCGAUCAACGAGAGCCGUAAAAGUGCACAGAUUCUGGACGCACUGCUCACCCUUCUGGAAUCAUCACACAACAUUCGGAUUAUGGUUACGAGCACGACCUUACCACCAGUGUCGAAUCCCACCAUUAAUAUCCUCAGGCUCUUCAACGGCUACCGGAACACAUCAAGUGUCGCAUUAAGACUUGUCUUGCUUGAGAAAGCAGGUGGAAUGUUUCGAUACGUGCAAUGUCAAAUAGAGCCUUUAGCCGCCCAGAAAACAGGCCGGGACGUCAUUCUCGCUUUAGACAGGAUGCCGGAAAGCCUGCACGGCACGUACGAAACUAUCCUCUGUCGAAUCCCUUCGUACGACCGCGAAAUUGCAAGAGAAACACUCCUCUGGCUGAGUUCAGGCUACCAGGAGAUUACAUUGGCCGAGCUCAGCGAGGCAGUUAUUCUGACGAAAGGUGACAAGAGCAUUGAUGACGACUGCAGACUUUUUGAUCCACAGGUCAUUCUCUCCAUCUGCCAAGGGCUGAUUGUCUACGAUGAGCGGACUACAUUCGUUGCUCUAGCGCAUUCGUCAGUCAAAGCGUUCCUCACAUCGGACGCAAUCAAACACGGGCCAGCAGCGUACUACAGCUUGGACGAGACCGAGGGGUUCACGGCGCAUCUGGCAAAAGUGCCUGACGUACCUGAUCCUUGCUCGGACUUGCGCUCUCUUACAAAGCGUCGGAAAACGUACCCGCUGCUCAAGUACGCCGCCGAGAACUGGGCGAGCCACUGCAGUCCGUCCUGGCCACCUGGCUAUCCUCUCGUUGAUGCCGAAAUCGACGGGAUUUUAUCCUUCUUCGAUACCCGGCAUCUCCCUGGCGGGGGAAACUAUACAUCCUGGACCCAGAUGCUGCUGUCCGAGGCGCCCGCCGAACAAGCCCGUCGCACGGAGCCACUAUACUACGCUGCCUCGUACGGCAUCAUACCCCUUGUUGACCGUCUCAUCCAGUCCGGAGCGAACGUCAACGCAGCCGGCGGGCGUAACGACGCAACGCCCCUCAUCGUCGCCUGUUUCAGGGGACAGGAAGCUACCGUGCAGCGAUUGUUAGAAGCAGGGGCAGACCCUAUCAUCCAGGAUGCAGCGGAGAUGUGCAGCCUGGAAUGGGCAGUGCGGAGGCAACAUCGUGGUACUGUUGAGAUCCUCCUAUCGCACAUGCGUAAAUCCAUGGGAAUCGGUUCAUCGGAUCUCUGUUGGCAGUGUCGGGCUUGCAAGUAUUAG
Messenger RNA from Aspergillus fumigatus Af293, 2079 nucleotides. RefSeq lists its product as uncharacterized. NCBI's taxonomy places the organism in Eukaryota, Fungi, Ascomycota, Eurotiomycetes, Eurotiales, Aspergillaceae. Gene Ontology annotation, molecular function: protein binding. The record is from RefSeq and is a predicted model, not a curated record. The transcript has 7 exons. The coding region runs from base 1 to 2079 and encodes 692 amino acids.